Messenger RNA from Tripterygium wilfordii, 1849 nucleotides. Its product is annotated as transcription initiation factor IIA subunit 1-like. Gene Ontology annotation, biological process: transcription initiation at RNA polymerase II promoter; transcription by RNA polymerase II. Gene Ontology annotation, cellular component: transcription factor TFIIA complex. The record is from RefSeq and is a predicted model, not a curated record. NCBI's taxonomy places the organism in Eukaryota, Viridiplantae, Streptophyta, Magnoliopsida, Celastrales, Celastraceae. The transcript is spliced from 11 exons. Bases 244 to 1410 code for a protein of 388 amino acids.
UUCUCCUUUUUCUGGUCCGCUUCUCCUUCCUCUCUCUCCGUCCUUAGCUAGUCGCCGCUCUCUUCACCUCAUGUCACUUCACAGCUUCCGAAUCCUCGACACCGAUCGAUCUUAAAGCUCCAAAUUCUUAUGCUCCACAUAUUCGAUUUUCUCACCUGAUUUUUCUAUUGAAUUUUCUCGAGAAAAUCUUCCCAAUCGAGAAUUUUCCUGGGAGAAUCGAAGGCUAGCUAGUUUGUGAGAUAAAUGACCACCUCAACGACCAGUUCUGUCUACCUCAAGGUGAUAGAGGAUGUCAUCAACAAGGUCCGCGACGAGUUUGUAAACAACGGUGGGCCUGGGGAGGGGGUCCUCAACGAGCUCCAAGGACUUUGGGAGACGAAGAUGAUGCAAGCGGGUGUUAUUUACGGUUUAUCAGAUAGGUCAUCAGCAGCCAAGCCGACCCCUGGAGGUCCUAUUACUCCAGUGCACGACCUCAACGUUCCGUAUGAGGGUACUGAGGAGUAUGAGACUCCCACAGCUGAAUUACUUUUCCCUCCAACUCCUGCUCAAACCCCUAUGCAGACAUCCUUACCUGGAAGUGAGAACAGUUCAAUGUAUAACAUUCCUACAGGGCCCAGUGAGUACUCCACUCCAGCAAAUGAUAGUGUUGGCAAUAAUGAGUUGAAAGCAGGGAGGCCCAGCCCAUACAUGCAACCUCCAUCUCCCUGGAUGAAUCAAAGGGCUCCACUUGAUGUUAAUGUUGCCUAUGUGGAAGGACGGGAUGAGGUGGAUAGAGGAGCCUCUCAUCAAUCCCCGACACAGGACUUCUUCAUGAUGUCUUCUGGAAAGCGAAAACGUGAUGAUAUCCCUACAAAAUAUCAAAAUGGUGGGUACAUACCCCAGCAAGAUGGAGCUGGAGAUGCUCUUUCUGAGUCAUCGCAGCUUGAGGUAAGUCUGGGCGACGGUUCCCUUUCUAGAUGUGAUACUGACACCACUGCGAGUAAGGAGAUCUUGGCUCAAUUGGCAAGGUCAUCUACUAAGAUACCUCAACUAGAUGGGCCCAUUCCUGAUCCUUAUGAUGAUGUGCUUUCUACUCCCAAUAUUUAUAAUUAUCAAGGAGUUGUCAAUGAAGAUUACAACAUUGUGAACACACCGGCUACGAAUGAGUUGCAGGCAGGUACUCCUGCUCCUAUUGCUCAAAAUGAUACUGGAGAUGAUGACGAGGAUGAGCCUUUGAAUGAAAAUGACGAUGAUGAAUUUGAUGAUGUGGAUCAAGGAGAGGAGCUGAACACACAACAUCUAGUUUUGGCUCAAUUUGACAAGGUAACUCGUACCAAGAGCAGGUGGAAGUGCACACUGAAGGAUGGCAUCAUGCACAUAAACAACAAGGACAUUCUCUUCAAUAAGGCAACAGGAGAAUUUGACUUCUGAUUUUGCCAAUGUCGAUUCCCGCUGCCAUCAAGUUGCAGUUACUUUUAAAGAAGGGAAUUUGGAGGUUCCAUUGGGUGUUUUGAUGUUUCUUUCAUUAUUAGUGUUAAUGUUGAGGGGAGGGGAGGAAUGGGAUGGGAUGGUUGGCCUAUUGUACAUAAAGGAAGAGCUUUUUAGCCUAUAAUUAAGUGGCGAAUUGAGGAGUUACCUGAAGUUCUAUCUUCUCUAUUGGGGAUUUGUAAUUCCGUUUAUACCAUGUACUCGGACGUUUUGGCCGAUUUAGGAAUUGCAUUGCUGUUGAUUUAUUUACUCUUUUUGGCUUUUUGCUCAACAUUAUGGUUUGGAACAAUGCCUUAUGCAUGAGGUGAACAUUUUAUGCGUAUCAUUGUCAAGCUUGAGUUGUGCCAUUUAGAAGGUGUUAAUCUAGCCUUGUUUUUGGCUU